AUGUUUAGUCGAACGCAAACAGCUAAGUCUUCGGUUGUUCGCUGCUUAUUCAAAGCACGUUCUCAGCAUUUCAAUAGUCCAAGAAACUUUUUGCGACCUAUCUCUUCGUUCAGAAGUUCCAAUCCCUACCUUAAGCCCAGAAUGAGCGAAACCAAAGACAGCCAAAGCUCAUCACUUAACGGAGCGGCCAGCUCCGACGCCGUUAGUGCUAAGACAAAACUAUUUAAACCAAUCGUUUGGAUCGACUGUGAAAUGACUGGUUUAGACCAUGUAAACGAUCACAUUAUUGAAAUUUGUUGUAUUAUCACAGACGGAAAUCUCAAUAUCAUUGAUGAAGAGGGAUAUGAAAGCGUAGUGCACUAUGGAGCUGACGUGAUGGACAAAAUGGACGAGUGGUGCACAGACCACCACGGUUCGAGUGGUUUGACGGAUAAAGUUUUAGCGAGUCUGAAGACGCGGAAGCAGGUAGAGGCAGAGCUGCUGGACUACAUCAAAAAGUACAUCCCAGACGAGCGGAAGGGAAUUCUGGCGGGAAAUUCGGUACAUAUGGACCGUCUCUUCAUGCUACGCGAGUUUCCAAAGGUGACGCAGCAUCUCUUUUACAGGAUCAUCGACGUAAGCACCAUUAUGGAGGUGUGUUUCCGCCAUAAUGCUCCGCUCGCUUCUGUUUUCCCCAAGAAAAAGGCUGCGCACACAGCGAAAUCAGAUAUAUUAGAAAGCAUUGCGCAGCUGAGAUGGUAUCAAAAUAACUAUUUGAAAGAUAGCGAUGAGACGCAAGCGUUCGUCGAAAAGCGCGACAAGGAACUCGAGGCUGAGCGAGCAGCCGACGCCGCGACUGCUGCCGCGUCGACUGCCGAAUCACUGAAAACUGCUGUUAAAGAUGCGGCCAAGACCAUUGCUAAACAACCUAAAAAGAAAUUAGCAGAAAUCGCUAGUUCAAACUGUGAGAAGGGCAAAUCUUCGAACAAUGAGCCUUGCAAAAAGCAGAGAUUAAAAUAA
Molecule: messenger RNA, 999 nt
Organism: Lachancea mirantina
Lineage: Eukaryota; Fungi; Ascomycota; Saccharomycetes; Saccharomycetales; Saccharomycetaceae
Source: the annotation of a GenBank genome assembly